UACUCGAUUCUUGCCAAGUGCGGUCGUUUUUCCGUGCGCUAAGAGAUCCCAAACCGGUUUAGUGCCGCCGCAUUGUUAUAUUUGGAAAACUUAGAGGAAAAUAUAGAAUCUCAAAAUGAAAAUCGACCUUGUGGUAGAUAAUGGACCGUGCAACACUGAGCUGAGGAGUUGGUGCCUCGGAAUAGCGAUCUACUGGCUCGUUACCAUGACUUUUGGCGUGCUCUUGGCUCCAAACGUUAUCAACUUUAUUGGAUUUGCCAUCGUUGUUGUCGCCAAUAUUUGUUUGCUGAUCGGAACUCAGAGGGAGAAGCAUGGCCUGGUCUUCGUCUGGCUGAUAUUCGCCGCCAUCGAAGCCAUUAGCUUUCCGUUUGCCGUUUUCGGUGUAAUCUUCCACUACGGAGGUUACCGUGAGGCCGUCGGUACUAGUAGCCUCUUUGGUGCAUUGCUCAUCUACAUCAUUACGCUCUUAAUUGUUGCCUUCUGCGCCCGUAUUGUGUACUCCUUCUACCUGCAGCUUAAAGGUCGCGCGGACAGCAAUCCUCCACGCACCACGAAUGUGGUUUAGUGCCUAACCUUUAGUUUAUUUGUCGGGGAAGGCCCGCAUUCUACUUAAUCCACCGUUUUGAAUAAAGUUAAUUCUAGCCUUCUGCAUUCAUGUUGUAAACUAUUUCUACCUCCAGCUUAAUAAUCGCGAAGGCAGCCAUACUUCAGUGCCUAAUCUAUAACUUAUUUUGUCGGGGAAGCCCCCCAAAAUUCUACUUAACACAGUGCUGUGCUUUUAAUAAAGUGCGAUUUGUAUUUGAUUGCAGUUUGUCGUUAAA
This is a messenger RNA of Drosophila elegans, 821 nucleotides long. RefSeq lists its product as uncharacterized. NCBI's taxonomy places the organism in Eukaryota, Metazoa, Arthropoda, Insecta, Diptera, Drosophilidae. The record is from RefSeq and is a predicted model, not a curated record. The transcript has 4 exons. Bases 116 to 565 code for a protein of 149 amino acids.